AUGCCCAUCGGCGCCAAGUACCGCGACAUGGGCACCAUGAUCGAAGGUCGCAUCGAAGCCGGCGUUGUCCAGAAAACCUCGACCCUGAUCAUGAUGCCCAACCGUGAAGAAAUCGGCAUCGCCGCCCUGUACGGCGAAACCGAAGAUGAAGUCCCCUACGCGACCUGUGGAGAUCAAGUGCGAAUGCGGCUGCGAGGCAUUGAAGAAGAAGACAUCAUGCCGGGGUUCGUGCUCUGCUCGCCAAAACGCCUCGUCCACUGCGUCAAGGAAUUCGAAGCACAGAUCAACAUUGUGGAACUCAAGUCCAUUCUGUCCGCGGGCUUCGACUGUGUGCUCCACGUCCAUGCUGCCACGGAAGAAGUCACGUUUGCGGCCCUCUUGCACAAGCUCGAACCGAGGACCGGGCGUAAGAGCAAGAAGCCGCCUCCGUUCGCCGCCAAGGGGCAGAACAUCAUCGCCAGACUGCAAGUGACCAGCGGGGGAGGCAAGAUCUGUGUCGAGCGGUUUGAGGAUUAUCCCCAACUAGGUCGCUUCACGCUACGCGAUCAGGGGCAGACGAUUGCAGUGGGGAAGAUCACCAAGCUGAUUCUCGAUGACGACUAA
This is a messenger RNA of Rhinocladiella mackenziei CBS 650.93, 603 nucleotides long. RefSeq lists its product as uncharacterized. Gene Ontology annotation, cellular component: translation release factor complex. Gene Ontology annotation, molecular function: translation release factor activity; GTPase activity. The transcript has a single exon. Bases 1 to 603 code for a protein of 200 amino acids. Gene Ontology annotation, biological process: translation. NCBI's taxonomy places the organism in Eukaryota, Fungi, Ascomycota, Eurotiomycetes, Chaetothyriales, Herpotrichiellaceae. The record is from RefSeq and is a predicted model, not a curated record.